CUAGGUUUGCUAGCUACAGCAGGAGCAGUUAUGAUGUUGAAAAGAAAUAAAGCAAAUGUUGUAAAUAAUACUGAAGUAGCUGAAGUUAAACAAACUCCAACACCUUCGCCAAAACCAACGCCUUCACAAGCAAAACCUUCAAUGACUCCUGAACCUAUGGAAGUACAAACUCCUGUUCAAAAGUCAACUCCUAAACCGACUCCAACAUUUAAACCAGAACCUACUCCUCAAAUAAAUCGUAAAACUCCUGCGUUUCCUUACUGA
Messenger RNA from Trichomonas vaginalis G3, 264 nucleotides. RefSeq lists its product as uncharacterized. The transcript has a single exon. The record is from RefSeq and is a predicted model, not a curated record. Lineage: Eukaryota; Parabasalia; Trichomonadida; Trichomonadidae. The annotation marks the transcript as partial.